Cajanus cajan (pigeon pea) is the source of this 2040-nucleotide messenger RNA. RefSeq names its product ATP binding cassette protein 1 (gene ABCI8). Gene Ontology annotation, biological process: iron-sulfur cluster assembly. The record is from RefSeq and is a predicted model, not a curated record. NCBI's taxonomy places the organism in Eukaryota, Viridiplantae, Streptophyta, Magnoliopsida, Fabales, Fabaceae.
UAUAAAAAUAUAUUUUAUAUUUUAACAUUAUUACAUAUGAAAAAGUUGAAUAAGUAAACAAGAAUCAUUUAAAUAAAAGGGUAUUGGAAAUUUUUGUGAUAAUAAAUGAACGAAGAGGCGGUGCGCGUCGCGCACACACAAACACAAGCCAGACAAAAGGGCACAAAAUUCCCAAAUCGAAAUCGCGCACGGAGCACACGCAGCUGAAUCUCAUCAUCAUCAUCAUCAUCAUCAUCAUCAUCAUCACCAUCCAUGGCCUCUCUUCUCUGCAACGGGGUCUUCACACACACGCGCGCUCUCCAACUCAGUGGCGACUCGCGAGUCCUCCACCCCGCAACCCUCCCACAAAAGCCGCCACCGUCACGCAGCGUAGCGGUACGCGCCGACUUGAGCUACGAGCGCAGCACCUCGGACGAAAAGAUCCGCGAAAUCCUGCGGAACCGCGACUACGACAACAAGUUCGGGUUCAGCGUGGACAUCGAGUCGUUCUCCAUCCCGAAGGGGCUCUCGAGGGAAACGAUUCGUCUGAUAUCCUCCCUGAAGGAGGAACCCUCGUGGAUGCUGGAGUUCCGCAUGAAGGCCUUCGAGAAAUUCCUCUCCAUGAAGGAGCCUUCUUGGUCCGACAACGCCUACCCCUCCAUCGACUUCCAAGACAUCUGCUACUACUCCGCUCCCAAGAAGAAGCCCUCUCUGCAGACGCUCGACGAAGCCGACCCCGAGCUCCUCCGCUACUUCGACAAGCUCGGCGUCCCCCUCAGCGAGCAGAAGCGCCUCGCCAACGUGGCGGUCGACGCCGUCCUCGACAGCGUCUCCAUCGCCACCACCCACCGCCAGACGCUCCAGAAGGCCGGCGUCAUCUUCUGCUCAAUCUCCGAGGCCAUCCGGGAGUAUCCGGACUUGGUCCGGACCUAUCUCGGCAGAGUGGUCCCCUCCGACGACAACUACUACGCCGCCCUCAACUCCGCCGUCUUCAGCGACGGCUCCUUCUGCUACAUCCCCAAAGGCACCACGUGCCCUAUGCAGAUCUCCACUUACUUCAGAAUCAACGCCCUCGAGACGGGGCAGUUCGAGCGGACUCUCAUCGUCGCCGACGAUGACAGCUUUGUGGAGUAUCUUGAAGGCUGCACCGCGCCGUCUUACGACCGGAACCAGCUUCACGCCGCGGUGGUGGAGCUGUACUGCGCCCGGGGGGCCCAGAUUAAGUACUCGACGGUGCAGAAUUGGUACGCUGGGGACGAGCAGGGGAACGGUGGGGUUUACAAUUUCGUCACCAAGAGAGGGCUCUGCGCUGGGGCUUCCUCCAAGAUAUCGUGGACGCAGGUUGAGACGGGUUCCGCUAUCACGUGGAAGUAUCCGAGUGUGGUUUUGGAGGGAGAUUCUAGCGUUGGGGAGUUUUAUUCCGUUGCUUUGACUAAUAACUAUCAGCAGGCUGAUACGGGGACUAAGAUGAUUCACAAAGGGAAGGACACUAGGAGCAGGAUUAUCUCCAAGGGUAUAUCUGUUGGCCAUUCCAGAAACUGUUAUAGAGGCCUUGUUCAGGUUCAGUCCAGAGCAGAGAAUGCGCGUAACUCAUCUCAGUGUGAUUCUAUGCUUAUUGGUGACAAAGCUGCUGCCAAUACCUAUCCUUACAUCCAGGUGAAAAAUCCAACGGCAAGAAUUGAACAUGAGGCUAGUACGUCCAAAAUUGGAGAAGAUCAAUUGUUUUAUUUUCAACAAAGGGGAAUAGACUAUGAAAGGGCAAUGGCUGCUAUGAUUUCUGGAUUUUGCCGUGAUGUCUUUAAUGAGCUUCCUGACGAAUUUGGUUCCGAGGUGAACCAACUCAUGAGCUUGAAACUUGAGGGGUCUGUAGGUUAAACCAGCUUGUUAAGCAUACUGUUAUUUGGCCAUUUUGUUACUGAAAUGGUCAAGUUCUUAGAGCCAGAGGUAAUGUAUUUGGAGGGAUGUGUACAUGUUGUAUGUAAACUGGGCUGCAAUAGUGGGGUUAAACUUUACCAAUUUUCAACCUUAAUAUAUAAUCACUUUCAUCCUAUAAUUUUGCUU